AUGACUGCGUUGGCUGGUCAAAUCGCAGAGAUAUGGAUCCUCUACGUUAUCGGCACCGCCAUGAUCGCGGCGCGCAUCUUUUGUCGCACGAAAAUGGUCGGGUAUAGGAACUACGAUUGGGACGAUUAUCUCGUUAUUGCAGUGGCUGGAAUGUGGACUGCUGCACCCGUAAUUGGCCAAGUCUUUGUCCAAGGCGCCGAGGGCCGCCAUACCUCCGACUUGACCUUCGAGGAGAGAAAGAACAUGAGCGAGGAGGAUAGUAAGAAGUGGGCGUAUGGUUCGCAGAUGUUCCUGCUUGGGUUGACUGGGUACGUGGUUAUUCUGUGGACGCUCAAGUUCAAUAUGCUGUGCUUUUACAGCCGUGUUGUGAGGGGUCUGUGGACGGAGAGGUUUGUGAAGCCGUUGAUGAUGAUGGUUUUGGUUGGCAUCCAAACCAGUCGCCUCAAGAAGUCUGGUCUCUUCCUUCUCUUCAGCUUGGGCUUCUUCUGCAUGUUCGCUGCCAUUCUUCGCUUCGUCCUCAUCUUCAACGCAAGUCCCCAACUUCAAUCCCCUACAAUAGCAUUUACUAACACGAGUCAGUUGAACCAAAAAGGUGUCUCAGCUCUAUGGUCAAUGCGCGAAGACUGCGUCGGCAUCUUCGUCGGCCAAGCCCCGAUGGUUACACCUCUCCUCAAGCGCCGCUUCUGGGUAAUGGCAGGCUACGCCACCGACAAGACGAGCAACUCUCAGACACCGCACUACAACGGCAGUCGGCUCGAGAGCCACGAACUUCGGUCUGGGCGCGCGAACAACAGCAAAGUGCAUGACCCUUACUCAAUAACCAACGUGGUUUCUCGGUCCGAGAGCCAAGAGGAGAUCGUGCAGAAGGACCUGCCUUCUUUACCGGAAGAGCCGCGUCAGUUUCGGAGUGGUAUUAGGGUGGAGCAGCGUAUCGAUGUUGAGGCAGUACAGGGGACGUAUACGCCGCCGCGAGAUCCUCGAUGGUAG
Molecule: messenger RNA, 987 nt
Organism: Fusarium musae
Lineage: Eukaryota; Fungi; Ascomycota; Sordariomycetes; Hypocreales; Nectriaceae
Exons: 3
Coding region: 1-987 (328 amino acids)
Source: RefSeq, a predicted model, not a curated record